AGGAGUGGUGCUGCCAGCACAAGGGCAUCGGCUGUGGGCGCGGCGAGGGCAGCGGCGGCGACGCGGCGCCGAGGCAGGAGGCCGCCCCGGCGCGGCCGCCAGACGACGAGAAGACCACGUCGCCUCCUGCGACCCCGGCGCCUCCUGGCACGACGGCGCAGUGGUCCUUCAACUGCCAUCAUUUCCUGCUCCAGUGGCAGUUUGCGUGGUCAAAGGCGAAGCAGGAGUACUGCUGCUCCCACGAGAGCCUCGGGUGCCCCUCGACCAGCACCACCACGACGUGGACGACCACGACCGUGACGUCCACCAGCACGAGCACGACCCGGACCACCAGCACCAAUACCACCAGCACUGCCACCACAACGACGACGACGAGCUCGUACCAGUACGCCUGCCACGAGGACAUGCUGGACUGGGAGACCUCGUGGUCAGAGGAGAAGGCGAGCUGGUGCUGCCUCAACGAGGGCAUCGCGUGCACGACGACGUCGACGACGCUCACGACCACCACCACGACGGUGACUCGCACGAUUACGACGAGCACUUCGACAAGUUCAACAAUCACAAUCACUCUGACGACCACGACAACAAGCACGUCCUCGACGACAACCUCCUCCUACGAGUACGACUGCAACGAGGGGCUGGCCAACUGGGAGGAGGGCUGGUCGGAGCUGAAGAAGUCCUGGUGCUGCUACCAUCAGGAGAUUGGGUGCACGACCACCAGCACAACGGUCACUAGGACGACCACGACGCGCACGCAGACGACCAGCACCUCGACGCAGACCAUCACCCUCACCAACACCACGACGAUCACCACGUCCACCAGGAC
Prorocentrum cordatum is the source of this 826-nucleotide messenger RNA. The record is from the annotation of a GenBank genome assembly. Lineage: Eukaryota; Dinophyceae; Prorocentrales; Prorocentraceae.